AGUGCAUGUCGACCAACAUGGCCGGCCGUUGUUUUCUUCUGAGCGUCCGCAACGCAAACUCUUGCGUUCCGCGAGUCAAAGUGCACUGCCUAUAUGAUAGUGACCAUACUGAUGUCGCCUUUCGGUCGGUUGUUCGGUUGUCCGAGUAGAGCUAGUAGCAGCAAGGAAUAACAACAACAGCAGAACCAAGAGAGAGAAAACAAAACAAUCGGGUCCAAUUUGUACAGUCCCUUUCGGAGAGAGGUUCGUUGUCUCCCGUUUGGUGUUUCGAAGCUUGUCUGCUGGUUGAGGCACAUAAAUUUCCACUCCGUUUCGGACUAAAUAGUGUGUUGCUGUUUGAGCUGGAAAGUCCUUCGCAGCGGUUGCCGAAAUUGCUGGAUUUCGCCGACGGGAUGGUUAUUGUUGGAUUCUCGAUCGUCGCUUGUUGAAAGGGCAGGUGAAUUGCGGACAAAAUUUCCAUCGUCUGCUACACAGAUCAAAUCUUUCGGCACGAUCGUGCAAGUGAAAGGCAGAGAAAAGGAAAUUUUCCUCCGCUGUAGCACACAAAAGAAUAGAAAAGAAGCAAGUAAGACAAGGAAAGUCUUGGUCAAAGCAAGAAAGAGAAAAGAUCACGAUCGUUCAACCAAAGUGGACAUCGUAAGUGAUAGAAAAAAGAAACAAGACAAAGUGUUUGUGUGUGGUGGUAUCUUGCGCAAAAGGAAGAAGAAGAUUUGAUUUUGACAUUUUGAUUUAUCUUUUGCUCUCUCGCAUGUUGUGAGACAUUUACUGCACUGUCUGAAAAGCAGUUUUUUCGUUGAAUUUGGAUUAAAUCCGGAGUUGCACCGACUGAAGUGGCUGUUGGAAAACUAAUACGAGUGUGCAAUUUUACCGCCGGACGUGUUGGCAAUCACAAACUCGAUUUUAGUCUGCCAUUACGGUAACUAAAAACGACUCGCCUGCUGCGUGACAGCUCCUCACGUAUCAACCCUUCUAUGAGCAGUGGUGGCCGCGGGAGGCGGGGAGUAUCUUUUUUCUAGCAGCUCGGUCCCUACAAGCAGCAACACUGAAGAAGUUCGUGCAAACGCGUCUCAAUAUGAUCCGAGAUCCGGGUGCCGGUCCUCACGAAAGUCCAGAACCGCAACCGUCGAUCAAAUAUGACCGGAUUGUAUAUGACAUGCAUCGACCACCAGUUGCCGCAGCCGCCGUUCCACCGGUAACUCCGAUGGAGCUGGAUCCGGAAACCCCGCUAGAUAUGACCGUCCGUCGGAAGGACUCGUCAGAUCGCCCACCUGAAGUGAACACCACCGGGAUAUCGGCGGCUGAUCUUCAACACAGCUGCAACACCGGCGGCGGAAAUGGCAACGAUGCGCCAAUCAAUCUUAACACACGUCCCAGUGUGAUAACGAAAGCGCCUCCGCCGCCAAUCAAGAAGCGCAUCAGCAGUAUGCAUAGCAAUGGUGAAAUAGUGAUAAAAAGCGCUGUGGGUGAUAAUCUGUCUCCGGUGAACUGUGACGUUUUCAUCGAGGAACACUUCCGGAGAUCGUUAGGUAAUACAUAUGCUUCCAUCUAUGGAAACAACAACAAUAAUCAGCAGAAAAGCAGUGGCAGUGAUACCAGAAACAGUAGUACUAGCAGCAGUAGCAGUAUUAGCAGUAGUUCGAGCAAUAGUAGCAGCAAUAGCGCUGUCUUGAGCACUAGCAGUAGCUCCAGUGGAAUCAGCAGUGUUGCCAGUAUGGUCGCCGGGGGAACCAGUAGCAGUGCCGGUAGCGUCGCCGGAAAUAACGUUAACUUUAGUGUUAACAGUCACCUGGGAAGCGUAAGUCCUAUCAUUAGACAUAAUAACAUAAUCCCACCGGUGGUCGAGAUCUCACCAUUGCUUAAGGUAAAAUCUGAGCCAGGAUUGGUUCAACCGCACGUUCGACCCGAGCUUAAAAUCAAACCCGAACUGGGCACCGUACAGCAUAUGAGGCCCGAUUCCGAGGAAGAAGUCGAUGAUCAUUUUGCUAAAGCUCUCGGAAAUGACACAUGGAAAAUGAUACAGGAGAAAAAGAUGAACCUGUGAGCAAUGAUUUAACAACUAGGCACGAAAGAAACCAGCUUUCUUUAGACUCAUACAAUGUUGAUUGGUAAUAUAUUUAGGCAAUAUUAAGUUUUACUCUAAGAAUACCGGUGUGGAAGCCUGGCAUGUAAUUUGCAGCAACAACAACAAUCGUGCGCUCUUUUUUAUUAGUGAAAAUAACAGAUUAACGUUAGAACGUAUCCAAGAAAAAAACAAUACAAGCAACAUUGGUGGUGCCUCGAAAACUCGCCGAGAUUACACACAGAGAGAGUCCAAGACUAGACUUUUAUCGAAGCGCGCGUGCGUUCCGUCGUGUCCCGGUCAGAACAACGGUCAAUUGUUAACACAUUUAUACCAUUUAUAAGAGAAACAAAACAACCACUCGUACUAUAUUUACUAAUGCUGAUGUCUGUGUUAGGAACGCUUCUCUUUUUUAUAUUAUUACCUUUUUUAAAUAUAAAUCGUCACUUGUUUAAAACGAGCGCAUUUACUAAUUCCUUGUUGUUUGUUGUAAAUGAUAUUUUUUUGUUCCUGAUAUGUAGUUGUUCUCUAAACCUUUCGUUAGUGAAUUCUUCUGAUUAUGGUCGUGGAAGAUUAUUGUGGAGAAGAGAGAUCAUAUGAGAAUCAGUUCUUCAAAAUCAGAAUGAGUACAAUCCGAUUGGCUAUUUUUCGGUUAUUGGCCACUCGACAUGGACAUUAAUCAUAAUAUUUUGAAAAACUAAUACCACAGAUAACAGAUAUUGAGGCUGGCAUCCAAACGUGUAAACAUCGGCAACCGUUAAUUCAAAUGUAUUUUAAAUUGGGACCGCGUUUAGCAACCGAUUGGAGAUGGCGCAAGGAUCAUUGUUAUUGAAAACGCAGCCUGAAUGCGGCUGUCAAAUCCAUUGGCUGCGUUCGACGGUUAUUAAUCAGCUGCGUCAGUAUGUACUGCCGCAAUCAGUUGAAUAGAUGGCAAUAGGCCAACGUAUAUAAAUUCAAAAGUGUACACAGGAUUUU
Messenger RNA from Armigeres subalbatus, 3034 nucleotides. RefSeq lists its product as uncharacterized. The record is from RefSeq and is a predicted model, not a curated record. Gene Ontology annotation, molecular function: transcription coactivator binding. Lineage: Eukaryota; Metazoa; Arthropoda; Insecta; Diptera; Culicidae. The transcript has 3 exons. Gene Ontology annotation, biological process: negative regulation of DNA-templated transcription. The coding region runs from base 1073 to 2041 and encodes 322 amino acids.